AUGCCAGGUCAGCAGUCCGUCUCAGCAAUAUUCAUUGGCCUUGUCCUUUUUCAUUCCGAACGACUCCGAGAUCUAAGAUGGCCUGAAUUCGACCAAUGGACUCGCUGCCACACAUGGGGUUACGGAAGGGCUUGCCAGUCUGCGCCAACACGGCAGGGAGCCGAAAACCAACAAACUCCUACUGACGAUCCCUGUCGACUGAACAUGAUUGUGCUGUUCAGUAAUACCUGCUUAACGGCACUGCCACGCGAGCAGAUUGGACGUGCCUUUGUGAAGACACGGCUGAUCUUCAGUGGCGUCAUGACACAGCAUACCGUCAUGAUGGUCAUGUCAGAUUGGAUGACCCGACUAUGGCUAUGCCUCGAUGGCUGCGACCGCAUCUGCAACCGUGAAAAGCCUUACGCAGGCCAGUUUCGAUCCUCUCUGUUCAAGUCGUCCACCACGCCGCUCAGCACGAAGCAGCAAAUUGGGGCAACAUACGAGACCGCAACCAUGCCGAAUAAUCGCCUAGCUGUGCCGCCGGCACUUCUUCGCUCGAAACGGGAUCGACUUCAACUCAAAAGGGAGACAGAUACUAUUCUGCGGUCAGGAACGGCGAUGUAG
Molecule: messenger RNA, 603 nt
Organism: Plenodomus lingam JN3
Lineage: Eukaryota; Fungi; Ascomycota; Dothideomycetes; Pleosporales; Leptosphaeriaceae
Source: RefSeq, a predicted model, not a curated record